This is a messenger RNA of Entamoeba dispar SAW760, 609 nucleotides long. RefSeq lists its product as uncharacterized. Lineage: Eukaryota; Evosea; Mastigamoebida; Endamoebidae. Bases 1 to 609 code for a protein of 202 amino acids. The record is from RefSeq and is a predicted model, not a curated record. The transcript has a single exon.
AUGUCUGACAGAAAAGGAAUAUUUGCUGCUUAUUUUAAUAAGAAGCACGCCUCAGAAGAAAAAAAAGAAAAAAAAACGGAAAAGACAAAUAGGCUUGUUGUGAAAGUAAAAAAAAAUAAAGAGAUUGAAGACAAAGACGCAGAAAGUUCCCUUGAAGAAGGAGAAAUGAAUUAUGAUGAAAUGGAUGAGUCAUCAGAAAAUGAGCAAACAAUGGAAAGUGAUGAAAAUGAGGUUAACGAAGAAGAACAAAAUGAAAGUAAGGAGGAGAGUAUGGAAGAAGAUCAAGAAUUAGAAGCAGAAAGUUUAGAAGAUGAUGACUUAGGAGAUGAAGAAGAACAACAGAUUAGGAGUGAGUUGAUGGGAUUUUUUAAUCAUUUAACUAAAUCAAAAGAAAUGAAAAAAGCAUUAAACCAUCAAAAACAACACAGCGUAGAAAAAGUAGAAAAGGAAGGAAGUAAGUCAGGAAAAAUAGAAAAGAAAGUAGAAGAAACUAAACCACGAAAAGCACAAAAGAAAAAGACUCGUAAAGAGAAAAAACAAGAACGUAAAAUAAAAAAACAAGUCAAAAGAAAUAUUAAAAAGGAAGCUAAAGAAAAACAAUCGAAAUAA